AGGCACUGAGAGCACCAUAGUGACAAUCCAGGCUCCACAAUCUCCUUUUGAACACCAACAACAUGGGAAUCACAAAGUUACACGGAGUGGCCAUUGUGCUGACAGCAGGAAUCACAGGAGCCAUCUGGUACCAUCACCCUUUCUCCCAAGCCAGUGAUCAGAAGCCCACAGCCUCCUCUGAAGAUGUGACCAACAUGAACCAGAGCUUGUGUCAGCUUUCAAGACAAGCAGACUUAAAUGAAACAUCUUCCAUGCUUCCACGCUUAUUAUACCCUGAGCCUCUUCUGACAAAACCAAGGAGGCGAGAUGUACUGGUGUUGACACCCUGGUUGGCUCCAAUUGUGUGGGAAGGCACGUUCAAUAGAGACAUCCUGAAUGCACAGUAUAUGCAGAAGAACCUGGUCACUGGAGUGGUCACUUUUGCUGUUGAAAAAUAUGUCCAGUUCAUAAAAGGCUUCAUGAGCUCUGCCAACAAAUACUUCCUUGCUGGGCACCAGGUGAACUUCUACUUGUUCACAGACAAUCCUGAGCAGAUCUCUCACCUUCAGCUGGCCCCUGAGAAUCACCUCUUUGUCAUCCCUGUCCAGAAUCACACGCGGGGGCAGGACAUCUCCCUGAGGCGAAUGGGCAUCAUCAGCACGUACAUCCAGAGCCGAUUCCAGUACGAGGUGGACUACCUCUACUCCGUAGACAUCGAUGUGCAGCUGGUUGAACACGUUGGUGUGGAGAUCAUUGACACACUGGUGGGGACCAUCAGCUCCUGGCACUACGCCACACGGCGUGAGAGCAAACCCUACGAGCCACGCGCCGAGUCCCGCGCUGCCGUCCCUCAGGGAGAAGGAGACUUCUAUUACACAGCCAGCUUCUAUGGGGGGAGCGUGGCUGAGGUCUACAGACUGACCAGAGCCUGUUUUAAAGGCAUCCUGGAGGACAGAGGAAAUGGCAUUGAAGCUAGGUGGCAUGAUGAGAGCCACCUCAACAAGUAUCUGCUGGAGCACAAGCCCACGCGCCUGCUCUCGCCGGAGUACUGCUGGGAUGCAGAGCUGAGGCGGCCCCGCGUCAUCCAGGUGAAGAGGUUGUGCUCUGGGAGCAGGGCUGGCAGGCAGUGAGCUGCUGCAGCAGAGCAAGCAAGGAAGCAAGCAGGUCCUGAGUGUCAAGGGAGUAAAACAGACAUGCAGGUUACAGUCAUUAUCUGUUAUUGUCUUUCUGAUGCUACUGGGAAAGGCCAAGUGGAGACUUUCUCUGU
Molecule: messenger RNA, 1246 nt
Organism: Colius striatus (speckled mousebird)
Lineage: Eukaryota; Metazoa; Chordata; Aves; Coliiformes; Coliidae
Product: histo-blood group ABO system transferase 1-like
Exons: 8
Coding region: 63-1109 (348 amino acids)
Biological process (GO): carbohydrate metabolic process
Cellular component (GO): Golgi apparatus; vesicle; membrane
Molecular function (GO): hexosyltransferase activity
Source: RefSeq, a predicted model, not a curated record